AUGAGUUCAAAUAACCCCAAAUCCGAGAUGGACGUCGAGUCAGAUGAUCAGCUCAAGGAUGAUUCGGACCCGAUGGGACGCUCAGGGCGGAUUACCUUUGAAGAAGCUUCCUCGGCGGAGGGGUUUCGGUCGAUAUACCAGCCAACCCAUCUCUCCCGCACUCGCUCGGUCAGCCGCGAUACAAUCCGCAGUAGCCACAGCAGUGUGCAAGGUGCUGCCACGCUACCCAUCGAAUUCCGAACUCUUUCCAUCCACGUCUCAGAGUCCCAGGCCGCACCCAAAGAAGACAUAAGCGACCCCGCAAAAGAGAAACACCCACAACAGGACUAUUUUGAGAACUUGGACUUCCAUAUCGUCUCUCCUGAGAGACUGUGUCAAGAAUUCAAUGUCGACCAGCGUACUGGACUCAGCUCUGACUCUGCUGCCACUCGUUUGCAGAGAGAUGGAAAAAACGUCAUUGCCCAUCACAGAGAAAACUAUCUGAAAAAGAUAUUCUUCUAUGUCUUCGGUGGCUUCUGUUCUGUACUUUGGGUUGGAGUUGUUAUCUUCUUCAUCUGUUGGAAGCCGCUCAGUAACCCACCUUCCCCUCAGAACCUUGCCAUGGCUGUCCUGAUUCUCAUCGUCAUUGCCCUGCAGGCGAGCUUCUCAGCCUUUCAAGAUUGGUCCACAAAGCGCGUGAUGAAUUCCAUUCUGGAUCUCCUCCCUGCAGAGGCGAUGGUGCUGCGCGAUGAAAAGCUGAUCCAAAUACCUGCUACUGAUCUCGUCGCUGGAGACAUUGUCCAUAUUGGAAUUGGAAACAAGGUCCCAGCCGACAUGCGUAUCCUCCAGAGCUCUGGUGAUGUUCGUUUUGACCGGGCAAUCUUGACUGGCGAGUCGGACGAGGUUGAAGGUGCAAUCGAGUGCACCGAGAUCAACUUCCUAGAGACUCGCAACAUUGCUCUCAUGGGAACGGGCGUGACAAAUGGCAAUGCCAUUGGUGUUGUCGUUCUGACAGGAUCUCGCUCUGUGAUGGGUCGCAUUGCUUCAGUGACGGCUGGCGUGAAGCAAAAGACAACAUUGAUUCAACGGGAGAUCAAUCGCUUUGUCACUAUCAUUGUCGUCCUCACUGUCUGUCUGGCCUUGCUCAUUCUUUUCACUUGGCUGGGCUGGCUUCAUAAGGACCAUCCUUCCUACAUGAGUGUUGUUGCCAUGUUGAACAAUGUCAUGGGGUGUGUUGUUGCCUUUAUUCCUGAAGGUGUUCCAGUCGCUGUUGCGCUAACCCUCAUGAUGAUCGCCAAACGCAUGAAAAAGACCAAUAUCUUGCCUAAGGGUCUGGCAACCGUUGAGACUCUGGGCUGUGUGAAUGUGCUUUGUUCCGACAAGACUGGUACUCUCACUCAGAAUCGCAUGUUCGUCAAGUCUCUUGGCAUGGUCGACUGGGAAUACAACCUUGACGACCUUGCUCCUGGUGAAUUUGGUACAGUUGAGCUCCCUGAUGGACUGCGUGAUAUGAUCCGCGCAUCGGUACUAUGCAAUGAUGCCGUCUUCGAUCCCACUACCAUGAACAAGCCUCUUCACGAACGGGCUGUCCACGGCAAUGCAACUGAUGCUGCUGUUUUGCGAUUCGGUGACAGUGUGGGAUUGACAUCACCUAGCUCACUGACUGGAUAUGACCGUGUGCAUCAGGUUCCCUUCAACUCAAAAAAUAAGUGGAUGCUCACCAUGCACCGUGAGCCCGGCCAAACCCAGGAGUACAAUCUCUAUGUCAAAGGAGCUCCAGACGUGCUUCUAGACCGUUGCUCGACCUACUGGUCAGCAGUUCACAAUGGUAUCCGUCCACUUGAUUCCGAAGCUCGCGAACGGUUCUCAAACUUCCAGGCGAAGCUGUCCCGCCGCGCAGAGCGGGUGAUUGUUAUCUGCAAACGCCGGUAUGCACCGCGAUCAGCUCCAGGUUCCAACGAAUUUAGUGAUGAAAUCGUGGAAUCUGGUGUGCAGGACCUCACUGUUCUCGGUAUCUUUGGAAUUGUUGAUCCACCACGCGAGGAGACAGCCCAGACUGUUGCUGCUUGUCGCAGAGCUGGUAUCCGUUUCUUCAUGGUGACUGGUGACUUUGGAUUAACUGCAGCUGCUAUUGCCCACGAGAUUGGGAUUUACAAUGGAUCAGCGGAGCCAGAUACAGUUGAAGACCUCAUGGAUGGCCUUGAUCCUACAAUGGAGACCAAAGUUCCAAAGUCCCGGCAUAGCCUUCUCCUGGAAGGUCCCAGCUUGUCAUCUUUGACCUCGGAGAAUUGGGAAACGGUAUGUGGCUAUGAUGAGAUUGUGUUCGCCCGCACUACCCCGGAGCAGAAGCUCCGCAUUGUGAAGGAGCUUCAGGCUCGUGGCAAUGUUGUAGCUGUGACAGGUGACGGUGUCAAUGAUGCCCCAGCAUUGCGCCAAGCAGACGUUGGCAUCGCAGUUGGAUCUGGCAGUGAUGUGGCAAUCGAAGCAGCCGAUUUGGUCCUCCUGGAACGGUUCGACUCUAUCAUCGAAGCAAUCCGUCUAGGACGCCUGGUCUUCCAGAACUUACAAAAAGUCAUUGCCUAUCUCCUUCCAGCAGGCAGCUGGUCUGAGAUCUGGCCUGUGCUAAUGAAUGUCUUCUUCGGCUGUCCAGCACCUCUCAGCACAUUCCUGAUGAUCAUCGUCUGCGUCUUCACAGACCUAUUCCUCUCUCUAUCCCUCAUAAUGGAAAAAGAAGAAUUUGACCUCCUAAGCCUCCCCCCACGCCGUCCAACAAAAGACCACCUCAUCAACCUCCGCAUCUACGGCCAGUCAUACCUAUUCGUCGGCGUCAUGGAAGCAUUCAGCGCCCACGCAAUGUUCUUCCUAUACAUGUGGCGCCACGCAGGAAUCCCCUUCUCAGACCUCAUCUUCGCCUUCGAAGGUUACACCGAUGGCUUCCACGGCUACACAGCAGACCAGUUGAACCACUUCACCAGCGUAGGCCAGUGUGUCUACUUCGUCACCCUGGUCAUCAUGCAAUGGGGCAAUGUUCUAUCCGUCCGCAGUAAACGCAUGUCCAUCCUCCAAGCUGAUCCCAUUCGGCCUGCUCGUCGGAACCCAUGGCUGCCUCUUGCCAUCCUCAUCUCCCUUGUCAUCGCUAUCUUUGUCACGGAAGUCCCGGGCAUUCAAAAUAUCUUCAGCACGGCUUCGGUUCCUAUUGAAUUCUGGCUCAUUCCACUUGGUCUUGCUAUGGGUGUGCUUUGCAUGGAUGAGCUGCGCAAGGCCUUGGUAAGGCUUUUCCCUAAGGGUCCUGCUGCUUGGGCUGCGUGGUGA
This is a messenger RNA of Penicillium salamii, 3291 nucleotides long. NCBI's taxonomy places the organism in Eukaryota, Fungi, Ascomycota, Eurotiomycetes, Eurotiales, Aspergillaceae. The record is from the annotation of a GenBank genome assembly.